This is a messenger RNA of Cydia amplana, 927 nucleotides long. RefSeq lists its product as uncharacterized. The record is from RefSeq and is a predicted model, not a curated record. The transcript has a single exon. The annotation marks the transcript as partial. Lineage: Eukaryota; Metazoa; Arthropoda; Insecta; Lepidoptera; Tortricidae.
AUUGUUACAGAACAUCUCAGUCCUACGAAUGUGGAUGCUGAGGUUUUAGAAGAAACCAAUCCUGUUGUUUCUUCCGCCAAUGAAGAGGUCGCGGAUAAUUUUGACCCAGAUUUAAUAAAAGCUCUUGGCGAAACGGAAACCGAGCAAGGUGAAUUUGGAGUGGACCUGCAACCUGACAUCGCCAGUCGUUUCCAACAGAUUUUGAUAAACGGCUUAAAAAAGGAAACGCGGGAGGAGUUAUUGAAAAAAUAUUUGUUUCCCAGCAAUGUUCCUCUGGCCAAAGCUCCUACACUGAACCCAGAGGUAGCAGCAAUGCUGGUGGAGACUUGCCGCCUUCGGGACAAGCGAUUAUAUGGUAAGCAGGAUCAGCUUGGGAGAGCUCUUGCGGCUGUCGGGAAGGCCCUGACAUAUUUAUUAAAGAAGAACCCUGACAUUGCCGAGGUGAUAUCUACUUUGAAUGAUGCCGGCAAACUAAUCGCCGAUUCUCAUUAUGCGGAAACCGACACCCGUCGAUCAGUCAUUAUACCUCUGGUUGAUAAAUCUCUCAUUGAAUCCUUUAAGGACAGGAAAAGAGAUAGUUUUUUGUUCGGUGACAAAUUGGGCGACUUAGUAAACACCUCAAAGGGCAUAAAGAAGACAAGUCAAUUUAUACAAGCAUCGACAUCUGCAAACGCAGGGUUAAACUCGACAGGCCCACCGCCUUAUCGACCGCGGCAACAACGAGCCAGGCAAUACUACCCGCGUCGUGUCGGUGGGCCGCCAACGACCUACCCUCCGCACCAGCUCGUGAAUCGGCGGCGCGAACUACCGACGCGAGCGCCCGGUCGACGUUACCCCCCGCCGCCUCCGCCGCCGCCGCCACCGCGCGCUCGACGUCACCCGCCGCAGACGCAUCGUUCAACCUAUCGGGAUCGGGACCGCAAUUAG